CUUCAAUGAUUUCGGAGCUUCUCCCUAGCGGCCUAGCCAUCAUUUCGGCCCGUGUUGCGUAUCACAGAUCGGGAGUCGGGAGUCGGACGUCCGUGCUAAGGAAAAAUAAGGCCGAAGCCGAGGUAUUGCCAACGAUGUGAACUUCGAGGCUGUGGUGACAAUCGAUGAUAGAAGGAAUCUACACGGUUUAAAAUUAGAUCACUGGGAACAAUUCUCUGCCGUGGAGACCAUUGCAACUCGAAUCUCUGAUCCGCAACAAUGGCAGAUCAAAGCAAGAAGGAUGAAGUUCGAGCGCGAUCAAUCGCUGGUGUGCAGGCGAUUUUCGACCGAUAUCAUCUAUUAGAAAAGGAAAGACCUGGUGGUCAUCGAGAUUUCGAUUUCGAUAUCAUGAAUACGGCCAAGAUCCUCGAUGCUGGCCCAGAAGGAUGGGUUCUUUUUGAACUGAAGAUCAUGGACAAUUGGUCGAACUUAAACAAUGUGAUGCAUGGGGGAGCCUAUGGCGUAAUCUUCGAUAUGUGCACUACAACUGCUUUAGGGCCUCUCGCCCGCCCCGGAUAUUGGGACUUCCUCGGUGGUGUAACCCGGUCUCUCAACAUAUCGUACCUCAGAGGCGUCCCAUUGAAGUCGACGGUGAGGAUACGGUCAUGGGUUGUGCAGUACGGGAGAACGAUGGCAAUGAUACGUUCGGAGAUGACGUCGGAGGAUGGCAAGACCGUCUACGCCACCUGUGAGCAUCAUAAGGUGAACGUGGCGACGCCACCAGACCACAUGGCCGUCCGGAUCCCGUGGGAUGAUGAGAUCGAGCGCAUCCACCAGGCGGAGCAGGAAGCAAAGAAAACAAGGAAUGGAAAAGCCGGGGAGAAGGGGAAGUUAUAGUACCGCCAGGGUGCAAAUCGAUGGAGACGCUAUUGCUAAGAUGAUGAAGUUUGUGAGCCGAUGGGCCGUCAUUUGAGGGCUCGAGCGGCGAUAUCUCGGCGGUAUUGCAUUCCAUCAAAGUGAAUGCAGUUUACACCAUGAUAUGCAGCCUUUACAGCGUCUUGAAGUGUGCUGGCUGAGGCAGAGGAUGCGAUGACUCGUCCGCCCGCGGUCUUCAACUUGUCCAUGGUGGAUGUACCAGCAUGAAACAGAACAAUUCC
Messenger RNA from Eremomyces bilateralis CBS 781.70, 1136 nucleotides. RefSeq lists its product as uncharacterized. Gene Ontology annotation, molecular function: fatty acyl-CoA hydrolase activity. The record is from RefSeq and is a predicted model, not a curated record. Bases 259 to 876 code for a protein of 205 amino acids. The transcript has 6 exons. NCBI's taxonomy places the organism in Eukaryota, Fungi, Ascomycota, Dothideomycetes, Eremomycetales, Eremomycetaceae.